AUGUUUGAAAAAGUAAGUGCAAUUGCGCUUUUGGACCGAAUUGGCGUGCAUUCGCACAUAAAUGGGCUGGGCAUGGGCAGUGCUCCCCAGGAAGAUUCGUCUGAUGGGUCUCAAGGGCUUCCAGCGGUAUCCUCAAGCGGAGCAAGCGAGUCCGGCAUCAUAGGGCGCGAAAAAGAGCGAAAAAUGCUUUUCCUUCUGUCUAAGCUGGUGGAGAGUCAUAAAGGAAGAACAAUUCUUAUUACAGGAGAGACCGGCACAGGCAAGUCAGCGCUAGAAUAUGCACUGUCCCUUGAUCUGAAAAGAAAGGGAGUCCCGUGUAAAGCAAUUUCUGCAAGUGAAAUAUUCUCUAGCUCUUUGAGUAAAACAGAGGCGCUUACACAGGCCAUCCGCGAAUCGCUUGGCAUUCGGGUGCAGGAGACAACAAAAGUCCUAGAGGGCGAGGUAGUUGAGAUACAGUGCGAUAGAGAAAAGGGCAUCUCAGGACGUGUCAUUUUGAAAACGACAGAGAUGGAGGCAGCAUACACAUUUGGGGCAGGAAUAAUCCAGGCUAUGAAUACUGAAAAGGUUGAAAUAGGGGAUAUAGUUACAGUGAACAAAAGCACUGGAAUGGUGAGAAAGAAGGGAAGGUCACUUAGCCAAAACAGAGACCAGGAGGCGAUAGGGCCUGUUAGCAAAUACAUUCCGUGCCCAGAGGGCGAGAUUCUGAGAGUGCAGACAGAAACCCACACCGUUACUCUACAUGAAAUAGACAUUCUAAACAGCAAGCAGGACUCGCUUCGCAUGACAUCAGGCGAAAUUCCAAUGGAGAUAAGAGAGGCAGUAAAUAAUACAAUGAAGGAGUGGAUUGAGGAAGGAAGAGGGACACUGGUGACAGGCGUGCUCUUUAUCAAUGAGUCAGAUCUGCUGGACACUGAGUGCUACUCAUUCCUCAACACUUUAUCAGAGAUAUCAGCCUCCCCAGUUAUUAUUCUGAGCACAAACAAGAGCUGCCAGAGGGGGGCUUCAGAGGCCUCGGCGGCUGGAGGCAGUGCGUAUGGAAUGCCUGCUGACUUCUACUCCCGCGUUCUUGAAAUGCGCCUUAACAAGUACACGAAGGAGGAGAUUUAUGAAAUAAUAAAGCUCCGCGCAAAAGAGGAGAGUGAGCAGAUUGAAACAGACGGGAUACAUGCCGUUUGUGACUUGGCAGUAAACUAUGGUUUGCGAUAUGCAUUUAACAUUCUAUCGGCACUUGAUGCGUAUGCAGCGCGGAUAGGGAAAAGUAUAGGCGCAAGCGAGGUAGGCGUAAUAGCAGACAUAUUCCCACCUGUGCACGCACAUACUUCCUAG
Molecule: messenger RNA, 1326 nt
Organism: Nematocida ausubeli
Lineage: Eukaryota; Fungi; Microsporidia
Exons: 1
Coding region: 1-1326 (441 amino acids)
Biological process (GO): regulation of transcription by RNA polymerase II; box C/D snoRNP assembly; chromatin remodeling
Cellular component (GO): Swr1 complex; Ino80 complex; NuA4 histone acetyltransferase complex
Molecular function (GO): DNA helicase activity; ATP binding
Source: RefSeq, a predicted model, not a curated record